UCCAAGAUGGCUUCCGACGAAGAGGAUGAUUUAGAAGCUUUGCGACUAGCAGCUUUAGCUUCUUUAAAAAGAAAGAAAGAUGAUUCUUCAAGUAACCCACCCCAGAUACAGACACAGCCACAGACACAGCCUAGUCAAGCUAUUCCACAAAGUCUUAACUUUUCAACAUAUCAGCCAGUGGGCCAGUCUUUGCCAUUCCAGUCCAAACCAAACCAGGGCUUUCAGAGGGGGAGAGGAAACAACCGCCGCCCCUUCAGGGGUGGGAGAGGAAGGGGAAACAACUGGAACACUGCCCCGUCAGGACCGCGGUCAUGCCUAAUUGUACUGACCCAGGAAGAACCCAAAAAGGAGGCACAACCUGGGCCUCAGGAAUCAGUAUCCAAGGAUUCAACACAGCCAGCUAAGUCCAAGCUGUUGCUUCCACAGGAUAAAUGGGCAUCUUCAGGUUUAUCGGGCAUUUCUGAUGAAAACAGUCAAUCUUCUACUCCCACCAGACCAAAAGACAAGUUUUCCCGCUAUGCUGACACUGACUCAGACUCCGAUGAAGGAUCCGAUGUUCAGCAUUCCUCAGAUGAAGAAGAAGAGCUAGAAGAAAAUGGAAAUCACAGCGACAAAGAAAACCACAAAACUUCAUCCAAUAUGGAGGAUAGGAGUCCUGAAAACAGGCUUGCUGAAUCAAGGUCUCCCUCUCCAGAAUCCAAACGGAGAAGAAAAAACUCCUCUGCCAGUGCAAAAUCAGAAUCCCCUGCAACAGGACGGAACCAAAGACAAAAAAGUAUGUCAAGUUCACCGGACAGACCUGCCAGCAGCAACUCCUCAAGGUCAAGUUCUGUGGCCAGUCAGAGUUCACAAAAGGGAUCUCCUUUAGGGUCAAGACCCAGUUCUCGCGCUAGUAGACGAUCUAGGAAGAAUUCUCAUUCUGGUUCAAGACCCAGUUCUUGUGCAAGUAGACAUUCUAGGAAAAGUUCAAAUUCUGAUUCAAGACCGAGUUCUCGUGCUAGUAGACAUUCAAGGAGAAGUUCAAACUCUGGUUCAAGACCGAGUUCUCGUGCUAGUAGACAUUCUAGGAAAAGUUCUCAUUCUGGUUCAAGACCAAGUUCACACACAAGAAGGCAUUCUGGAGACAGAUCACGUUCAGGUUCAAGGUCAAGUUCAGGUCGAAAGCAAACUAGAUCUCAAUCAAGCUCAAAAGCAUCCCUCAAAUGUGCUUCUCCAUCUCCACAACCAAAACAUCUAUCAGGGUCUCAUACAACCUCUUUAAAAUCUAUUCCCAUUGAGGGACACAGUGAUAUAGUGACUCUAUUGCAAAGAAAUACCUCCCCAUCUCGAUCAAAUCGAAGGAGAUCUACAUCACCUAAAAGGGCAUAUUCUUCGAGGUCAAGAAGUUACUCAAGUAGAGAAAAGUCACCCAGAAAAAUCAGAAGCAGGAGUGGAUCAAUAUCUCCAAGGAGAGGAGGAAAGAGAUCCCCAUCGCCCUAUUACAGAAGGAGAAAAUCCUUCUCGAGAAGUCGAUCACGGUCACCCUACAAAAGACCACUGUCUCCGUACGGGAGAUAUAAAAGCAGGUCAAGGUCUAGAACUCCUAAAGGAUUGUAUCGUCCAAAGAGAAGUCUCUCCCCAAGGAGAAGCAGGUCUUUUUCGCCGAGAUCUUUCUCCCCACGUCUUCGUAAGCGCAGUCGAUCCUUCACCCCUCACCGAUGGAGCAGGUCCCCAUCCCUAUCAAGACAGAGGGGGAGAUCACCCCCACCAAGACAAAAUGCUAGACCCAGAUCAAGAAGUAGGUCAUUUUCUCCCAGGAGGCUGCCAUUGAAGAGAGCUAGAAGUAGGUCAAGGUCUUUUUCACCAGACAGGAGAGGAAAAGUAUUUAGAAGAUCUCGCAGUAGAUCGUAUUCACCUAAACAUUCACAGUAUUCACCUUACAAGUCACGCUCACCAUUAAGGAGGUUCCCAUCUCCACCCUCACGGAGGAGGUCAAGGUCUCCAGUAGCAAUGAAUAACAGAGGUUCAUAUCGUAGAUCUCCAUCUCCUCAAAGCAGACAAUUAUUUUCAGGAAGUAGGCAGAGAUCUCUUUCACCUUUGAGGAGAAACAACUGGUCACCAAAGCCAGGCCGGAACAGGUCACCAAGUCCCAGAAGGAAAGCAUAUGGCUCACCUGAAACAAAAUCUUUGUCUCCCUGGAAAAGAGAUCCAAAAGGAAGAGAAAUGGACCCGAGGGAAAAAGGAAAAUCCAGUAUUGUAGAUAAGAUGCUACAAAUAGCAGGACAAUCUCAAAAAGGAAGGAUGAGUGAAAAUUCACUCGAUGAAGUAAGGAGCAGGGAUGAUAGAAGAGGAGGGGAUAAAAAGUCCAUGAAAGACAAAGAUUCUAGACAGCCUGUCAGUGAACGUGUAUCGGUUACAAAGAGUGUGAGUAAAAUCAGUGUUAAGGAGAGAAUAUCUGUAAGUAAGACACAGAGUGUUAGAACAGUUCCAAGUAAAAGUGACACAAAUGUUGCAGAUGGAAAGGAUGUGGAAUUGUUGGAGGCUAGAAAAAGAAAAUUUGAAGCCUCUUCAGAAGUUAGUCUAGAAAAGAAGAAAAUAUCUUUGAAGGGAAUAAUUCUCAGCAGUAAAGAUAAACAAAGCAGCAAAGGACACAGGGAAGUACACAGUCACAAAAGGAGUAGGUUAUCUUCAGAUGCAAAAGAGAAGAAGUUAUCGAAAGAUGGCAACAAAAGUGAGAAAAGUGGCAAAAAGACAAAUAGUGAAACCAAUAAAGGUGCAAAAAUUACACCCCACAAACGUAAAAGCCGAGAAUCUGUGAAGUCAGUGCGACAUAGUGAAUCUGAGGAUUCUGAUGGGGAUUCAAGUAGUAGUUCUUCUUCAGAAGACUCUGAGAGUGAUUCAGAUGAAGACACUUGGAGAAACAAAAAGGCUGCAACAUCUGAGAGGAAUCAAGAUGAUAUAGAGCGAGAGAGAAGGAAAAGACUGGAAGCUGUCAGAGAGAAAGAAAGGGAGGAAUACAGAGCCCAGAGGGAGGAGAGAAGGAAAAAGGAAGAGGAGGAGAGGAAAAAAGAGGAAGAGAGAAGGAGGGAGAAAGAAGAGGAGAGGAAAAGACAGAGAGAAGAAAGAAAAAAGUCUGGGGAAAAUAGGAAAGAUUCUGUGAAGACAGAAAAGAGAGAACGUGAAAGCAACAAAGGGAACAGGGAAUCCAAAGUGAAAGAACAUAGGAAAAAGCAAUUUGUUGAAAUGGAAGGUAGUGAUGAUGAAGAAAGUGCCAAAAGAAAUAAAUCAGUUCCUGUGACCAGCAUAGUGCUGCCCACCAAAAAAACAGACAGUGCAAACAAUCAAAAGAUAAGUCGAAGGAUUGUGUCUCGAGACAAUGAAGAUGAUGACGCUGAAACCAGAAGGAAACUAUCGAAGACUGAUGCCAGACAUUUAAUACGCACAACUAACAAGAGCAGUAGGAAGGAGGAUGGAGAGCAAGAGGAAGAAAUGGAAAACAGCCCAAAAUCAUCCAAGAAGGAAGGCAAAGCAAGUCCUGUUGUGAUUUUCCAGUAUGACACAGUUAAACAGAAACCAAACCCGGUAGAAGAUGUAUCCACUAGUCGACUGUCAGUCCACGCUCGCCUGGGACUCCCUGUUGACGUCAAGAAAGUAAAGAAAAACAAGCGCACUGUGCGGGAAGUUUCCCCAGAAACCAAAAGUAAAACAACAUCCACCCACCGCAGGGCAACAGUGAUCAGUACUAAGGAGGUCAUUUCAGGUGAGACCGGGAAUUUGGAUGCCAGGAUUAAACUUAUCAAGAAGAGGAAUGUUGAGAUAGAAAGAAGAGAAAACGAAAUAAAGAAGGACAGAGAGAUAUUUGGAUGACAAUAGAAAAUCGACAGUGCGAUUCAGUACCUUGGUUGAUCAAGGAAAAUCGUGUGUAAAUUUUCCAAUGCAUACUUAUUCACUUUGAACAAAUGAAAAGUGUUGUACAUGGAUUUCUGUAAAUCUUUUAAUCUAAUUCAUCCUGAACAAUGAUGGGUUAAAUUUUUAUACAUAAAAAUACUUGUCUUAUUUCAGGUAGAUAGUAGCUGUGCUUGUAUAUUAUUCGCCAUAAAAUUUUAACACAUGUAUAAUACAAAAACAAUAUAAACAAAAAAUGAACCCAAACAUCAAUAAAUGAUAGUAAGUGCUUUAAGAUUGUUUUGUUUGUAAUGUGUUUAUAUUAAACUUCCAAAAUUAGCUUUUAAUUACCUUCAUAGAAUAUAUCAAUUGUGAUGAUGGUUCUGCAUGUGUAUUUCUUUGUAAUUGUAUGUUUUAGUUUUCAUGGGCAUGUGGCACAAAAAAAAUUGUAUAUAAUAUACACAUCUGAUUACUGUGGAUAGCUUCCAGCCAUUUUUCAACAAAUUUUUACAUUCAACUGCCAGUUUUCAUAUGAUGCCGAUUAAAAAAAAACAUUUCAAGAAAAAUUAGUGUGUUGCAGGUCGAUAUGAAUGAAAUGUAAUACAUGCAUGUAUGCUAGGGAAUUCAUAUUCCUUUAUAAUGAAAAUUCUUGCAUUUAUGAAUCGAUAAUUACUAGUAUAUAUUUUUGCAAUACAUAUCUGAGCCAAUGCAUCUAUUAUGAUAAGGAUUAUUGUGAAAUUAUUGGUUUUAGUGGUGGCUCGUGAUGAGUUUUGGAUUUUGUUGAUAUUCCUUACCCCCUUUAAAACUUGAUUAUUUUUUUACUGCCCAUAAAAAUUAACCACCACCAAUUAAAAUGAAUCCACAGUGACUGCCAAAUUCAGUAUUGUUUUUAAAUGUAGCAUUGUUUUAACAUAAUUUGUAUGUUAGUAAUCUUAACCAGGAAACAUUCUCUCAUGGUUGUAAUGAUUUUCACUUUGUCGUACACUCAUCGAAUGUUACAUUUCAUCAUAAUGGUAUUUUUGUAAACCAUGUGUAACUCAUAGAACAUAUAUUGAAGACACUCUCAAGCACUAGCAUCUAAUGCAGUUGACUUACUUUUCAUUUGAGAUGUUGAUAAGAUGAUUAGUAAAUAUAACCAGAUAGGUAUGUUGCACAUUUCAAAAAUGACAUUUAGAAAUGCACUGAAAAUUUUAACACAUUUGGAUAAAUGUA
This is a messenger RNA of Magallana angulata, 5076 nucleotides long. RefSeq names its product zinc finger CCCH domain-containing protein 13-like. The record is from RefSeq and is a predicted model, not a curated record. The coding region runs from base 7 to 3846 and encodes 1279 amino acids. Lineage: Eukaryota; Metazoa; Mollusca; Bivalvia; Ostreida; Ostreidae. The transcript has 6 exons.